CUAUUCCUGUUGAAAAGGCUGGUUGGGCCCUCCCUUGCUGUUUCCAGCCUCCUCUCUCACUCUGAAGCAUCUGCCAGAGUCUCAGACUAGAAGGCCACCAUCAUUGUCACUGAAUACCUGCCCUACAGAAGCCCCAAUGAGAACCACGUCCCUGUUUCCAUCACUCCCUCUCCUUCUCCUGAGUGUGGUGACUACGUCUUACUCAGAAACUGAGAACGAUGAGAGCGUCCGCAAUACCUGCCCUGUGAUUGCCUGCAGUGCUCCAGGCAUGAAUGGCUUCCCUGGCAAAGAUGGCCGGGAUGGUGCCAAAGGAGAAAAGGGAGAACCAGGCCAAGGGCUCAGAGGCUUGCAAGGCCCUCCUGGAAAGGUGGGGCCCCCAGGACCCCCUGGGGUACCAGGAGCAGUGGGUCAAAAAGGAGACCGUGGAGGUAGUUCAGUUUAUCGUUAUGACAGUGGACCAGCUGAUGCAGAAAGACAAGCUCUGAGAUCAGAACUGGAGCAAGUCAAAAAUUGGCUACUCUUCUCAUUGGGGAAAAAAGUUGGAAAGAAGCUCUACUUGAUCAAAAACAAAGAAAUGACCUUUAACAGCGUGAAGAAUCUGUGUGCCCAGUUCCAGGGCUCUGUGGCCACCCCCAGGAAUGCUGAGGAGAACGAGGCCAUUCAGAGUUUGGUCUCGGCAGACAUCUUCCUGGGCUUCACAGAUGAGGUGACUGAAGGCAACUUUGUGGAUCUAGUAGGAAGGAGCAUGACCUACAAAAACUGGGCCGAGGGUGAACCCAACAAUGCUAACUCCGGGGAAAAUUGUGUGGUGCUCCUGAAAGAUGGCAAAUGGAAUGAUGUUCCGUGCUCCUUCUCCUAUCAGGCAGUCUGUGAGUUCCCUGCCUGAGGGAACAUGCCCCUCUAGCCUGGGUUCUCUCUUUCCUGUACCCCACAACCAUUUAAAAGAUAAAUUGUUAUCAAUUUCUCCAUA
Messenger RNA from Tupaia belangeri chinensis (Chinese tree shrew), 970 nucleotides. RefSeq names its product mannose binding lectin 2 (gene MBL2). Gene Ontology annotation, cellular component: multivesicular body. The transcript has 5 exons. The record is from RefSeq and is a predicted model, not a curated record. Bases 137 to 886 code for a protein of 249 amino acids. Lineage: Eukaryota; Metazoa; Chordata; Mammalia; Scandentia; Tupaiidae.